CCUCAAAGAAGAAGAACAAGAGGCGGAAGAGGCUGCGAAGAAGACUCUAGGUUCAGCGUCGUAUCCAUCGUUAUGAUGGCAAAACUUACACUAUUAUUGAGUUUUAUUACCGAAUUGAUGCGAAUAGAAGCACAUUCUGCGAAUUAAUUGUCUUCAUGUUAAGUUACGUGAGGGAAAAUUAGGCAUAACGACGAGUUUUGUUUUGCUUUGUGAAGCUGCAGUGCAAGGAAGGAAACCCUCCGGUUGAACAGUUUAUCAGUUACAAACAUAAACAGUAAAACUUUGAAGAACCACCUCCAGCUAUCUUGGGGUCAAAGGUCACUUUAAAAUGGAUGUCAGCAUUGCCGUGUCGCUAAUUCGCGGCCAGAUGGGCGCCGUGGUGGAGCGGGCAGUGAACGGAGCAGUGGAGACGGUGCUGGCUGAGAUGCUUAAAGUAGUAGGAAUCAAAUUUGAGGAGCUGAAAGCUCAAGUGGCGCUGAUGAAGAGGGACAUGAACGCGCUGCAGAGGGAGAAGUCCUUAAAAGAGAAGGAGAAUGACAAUAUCCGUGCCAAACUGCGAUACACCGAGCUGAAGUUGAAGUACUACAGGCAGGGAGUGGAGGAGGAGCUGCAGCAGAGAGCCUCUACAUCCACUCUGGUCCGCAUCCACCAGUCCAGCUUCCCCCAACCACAGACAGGUGGAGCAUGUGUCUCAUCUACCGAGGCCUCGCCAUCAUGCUCAACUCAGAACAGAGCUGCUGAAGGACAACAUGGAAAAAGCAACCAAGAAUGCAUCUCUCCACAGGGCGUCGGCAGGCGAACCAUCAGAGUGCGUGGUCAGUCAGACAUGAGAGCAGCCAACUGUGACCCAUCAGAAAUGGUGCUUCCUGUCUCACUCUCUGUGAGCACAGUAACAGAAUCUCUGGACAACAAUACAGGUUUCUCUUGUACCACAGAGCAAGACGUUGCUCCAAGAGAGAACGAAGAGCAGGAGGACGACUGCGAAUGGACUUUCACUGUACAGCCACACACAGAGGGAAUCGAUGCUGUCAUGGACCCUCCUCCUAUCCAGGCUUUGACUCUUGAGCCAGAGCAGCAGUCAGCCGCUGGCUCGCUGUCCCCAGAUGGUUCCACCCAGGCUGACAGCUCCAUGCUGCCCUUCUCCACUCCACAGGUUAAGCAGGAGGCUCAGCAGCAAGAGGAAGAGGAGGAGGAGGUCAUCUGUAUCAAGGAGGAGCCAGAGGAAGAGCAGGAGGUGACGGCCACCCUGCUGUUUGACUGCCAGGUGCAGCACGGUCACCUGCCAGAGUCAGAGGCUCAAAGGUCAGGACUUCAGGCAAGCCAGAGAAAUCACACUACAGCCUUCAGCUCAGAUGGACCGAGCUCCUAUCUGAUGCCUCAGCCGGUGACCUCCCUGCCCUCAGUUGCAGCCUUGCCACCGGGCGUCCCUCCUCGUCAGGUGGUGCGUCCAUGGAAUAAAGACCUUAGCCUGUACGAGGAAUACAAACUGCGCAGGAACGAGCUUCGCCGGCGAAGCCUCAACAGACGCAGAGAGCUGGAGAAAACUCUGCCUCAGCCGCUGCUGGCAGACCUGGUAAGAGAGCGUCGAGAAAAGACCAGACUGAGGGUGGCCAGAUGGAGGGCAAAGAGGAAACUCCAGGCCUGUCUGAACCAGGCUCAGGCUCAAGGUGGAGCUGCAGGUCUUUCCCAAACUGGCUUUCCCAUCAGCAGUCAGCAUCAGCAUCAGCAUCAGCACCAGCAGCAGCAGCUCAGAGUGCCUUGUGCGUCCACCUCCAGUAGUCAGCAGAGACAGAGCUCACUGUCUCAGUCCAACAGCUUCCUCAACAUGUCAGCAGUAAACAGCAUCUCUGCACCUCUCCCCUUCAUUAACCCCCCUUCCUCCUCCUCCUCCGCCUCUCUGCUCCUGAGAGGCCCCAACAUGACUGCACGUGCCAAUCAGCAUACUGUGACAUCAUCAUCCUCCUGCUCCUACCCUCAGGUCAGCAUAUCGCAGCAGAGUAUCUCUCUGACAGAUACAGAUAUCUUGCAGUGAGAUGAUUCAGAUGAAUGAGCCGAGAAAGAUUUGACUUUGUUUGUCAAGUAUGUUGAUAUUCAGGUGGCGUCAGCACCUACCUGCAGAAUGUAGCAAGUCCUCGAUCGGUGAUGCAAACAUCUUCGUGUUGCCAUCCAGAGUAGCUUAAUGAAACACGUCCUUGAAACUUUGGUCCAAUUUUGCUUACUUUACACUGAACUUCUAUUCCCGGAAGGAAAAGAAAACAUCUUAAUAACAAUAUGAUCUUUCUUUGUAAGUUAAUAUAUAAAAAUAACAAUGUGUUUUGACAAACAACACAAAAUGAGGACCUGCACAUCCAAACUGCAUUCAUGUCUUUACUGAGUACAGAUAACAAUGUGGUGGAUCUUCAUCAGGUCAAACUAUAAGCACCUUAUUCCCACUCAUAUAUACUGACAGAAAAUUAGAGCACCUCAUGUUGAUCACUGUGUAUUUGCUGUUACCUGCUCAUAAUACAUUUUUUAUCCUCAAUUUACAUCAGUUACACUUAACAUUAGUAUCAGUUGACCUAAACAGGCUCUGUAAACUCUUAUACAAAUUGUAAUGCAUUCAAAUAUUCAAAUAAAAACACUUCAACAACA
Molecule: messenger RNA, 2631 nt
Organism: Thunnus maccoyii (southern bluefin tuna)
Lineage: Eukaryota; Metazoa; Chordata; Actinopteri; Scombriformes; Scombridae
Exons: 10
Coding region: 329-2032 (567 amino acids)
Source: RefSeq, a predicted model, not a curated record